AUGACUCUUCAUAAUUUACCACUUUAUGACUAUUUUGCCGUCAUCGGAUAUAAUCCAGAAUUUGGACUAAAGCAAGAGAGCAAAACGGGAUUUGGUGAAGGGAAUUUGCCUAAUGGUCCGAGAUCACCUUUGCAAGCGUCGUAUCAGGCUAAGCUUGCCCUACCUUCUGGUGUUCGUCUUUUUACUGAACAAAAUGUACCUCAAGAGCCUUCCUUUCAUUCUUUUGUUAUUGUUAGAGAAGAUGGUUCAAGACUUCACGGCUGUUCUUUGGUUUUUUAUGAGGAGCUUCGUUCAGUCGAAUUGCGUCAAAAAAUAUUUGAUGCUCAAAUGGAUUUUUUGCGUGAUUUUGCUUCAAAUCAUACUUCUCCUCUUCCUUCUACUUCAACUACAAACUAUCCAUAUCCAAAAGGUACAUUACUACACCAAAAACAACAUCUUUCAAAGAAAUUUACAACACAUUCCCUUCCUCGAAAGUUUUCUGCAUCAGGUCGUAGAAAUAGUAGUAAUGUAAAUACAGAACAAAACAAUGGAGAAGAUCAUUCUUCUUAUUAUACAAACCCAAAAAGUUUAUUGUUUGCUUCAAAAAGUAUGGUGGUGCUAGCAUCGUUGCCGGUGAUUUAUUCAUCAGAAAAUUUAUUAUCAAAUCUUUGGUUGAUUUUUAAUGACAAAUUCCCUGAUGAGGCAAAACUCUCGUUGGACGAUGCUCUUUUCUGGGCACUUCAUCAAAUUCCUUUACCACCUCCCGGUGAAGCCAUACGAGUUACCCAUCCACAAUUUCAAUUACUUGUGAGGAUACCAACCUUAGAGGAAUUUCCUUAUUUUGACUACUCAAUGCAGAAUAUCUUCAAUUUUAUAUCUGUUGAAAAAUUCCUCAAACUGCUGACUUGUUUUAUGCUAGAAAAGCAAAUAUUACUUGUUUCCAAGCAUGCUAUUACUCUUAUGUUAUUUGGUGAAUGUCUCUCGACACUUGUUUUUCCUUUUUCUUGGCAAAUGGCUUACUGUCCAAUUUUACCACAUUCUCAGCUUAAGUUAAUGGGAAUCUGUUCUGAGGGUGAAAAUUUACCUGAGGAUUUUUCACAGCACAACAUUUGUUUUUUGGAUAUUGAUUCUGGUCGUUUGGAUUUACCUGAAGAUUUACCCGCUUUUCCAAAAAGUCAGGAACUUAUCGACAAAAUUAAAAAACUGACUGAAUUUUUCAAAUCCGAAUCAUCAAUUUCGGAUAAUGAAAUGAAGAUUCAUGACUUCUAUUUAAAGGGUCUCCGUUUCAACAAAGCUCUCCGUUCUAUUUUUCUUUCACAUUUUGCCUCUUUAUUCACCUCAUAUGAAAAUUAUCUGCUCAACGCUGAUAUUAAAACUGCUCGCAUUGUUCGUGAAUCAUCUGCAAAUUUUGACAACAUUUCUUUUCUUGUUGAUCAGCCAGAGAGUAUGUUUACCUCAUUCAUUGACUCUAAAAUCCUAUCUUUACAAAAUUCUGGUCACGGCGGGAACGGUGUUUUACUAUUUGAUAAGAGAAUAGCAGAAUUAAAGGAGGGCGCUAUGGAAAUUCAAACUUAUAUUGCAGAGGCAAAUGGAGAAACAGAUGCUUUACUCGAUCACAGCAAGAUUCAUCAAAUCCCCGCUCCAAUAUCAUCAAAACUACCUUUACAAAAAUACAAUGGACAUCUUUUAAUUACGAAUCCAUCACUUUUGGAAAAAAAUGCAUCAAUAACAAAUUCAUGUAACAUUGAUAUUCCAACUAAAUGCUCAAUUAAAACUACUUUGAUUGAAAGUAAAUCAGCACAACAAAAACCUAAAAACAAAAUAACUUCUAAAAAGAAUGAUAAUAACCUAGAGACAGCUAGUGCUAUAAUUGUAAAAGAAAAUGAUGUAACAGCACCAAUGAAUUUAGCACAUCAAAAUUGGAAGUUUGUUGAGCAAUUGUUAAAACAAACUAAAGCAAGAACGACACGAAUUCUGUUAGCAAAAAUGGGCAGGGAAGCAAUUCAUCUUGGACAUGGUCAGUCGCACUUGGGAAUAUCUGGUGUUGAAGAGAACACAUUGGUAGCAUCAUUUUGUGAGUUGCUUGAACGUAUCUGGUCUCAUGGUCUCAAGAAAAAACAGGCAUCUGAAUAA
Molecule: messenger RNA, 2112 nt
Organism: Meloidogyne enterolobii
Lineage: Eukaryota; Metazoa; Nematoda; Chromadorea; Rhabditida; Meloidogynidae
Source: the annotation of a GenBank genome assembly